CUCCAUCAGCCGUUUCGAGCUGGUUUUGGUUUCAUGUGUUGUAGAUGAUUAUGGAUGCACGGUUUGGGAGUUUAUACUAUUGAUGAUUUAAUAUAUGUUGACGAUCUUUGCUUCGAGCUGUUUGUUUGAUAUUUUGUACUUGGGAUUGAUUGUUGGAUUUGGGGAAGUGCUUUUAUUAAUAAUUAAUACACGGAUAACGUUUAACUUUGUGUUAGCGAUUAAGGGACUCACCCAUCGAUGCGUACAUACGUACGUACACUUGCGCUUCCACUUCGACUUCCCAACCUCAUUAAUUGCCUGGCCAUUUACUGUGUUUUCCAGCAGUGUCUCUAGGACACGCGGCAACGCGGCUUCAUCACAAAUAGACAUAAGUCAAAUUACCCGAAUUCGCUACCAUACGUUCGUCAUUCAGGGACUUUCCGUCUCUGUUCGUUGCCAUUUCGCUGCUGAGAUGACGAUUUUGGAGAUUCCUUACUUUCUUUAUUUCUCUUCGUCCCACUCAUACCCCGUGGAUCCGAGCUUCUUCCCGUCUCCCACUCGAUUUGAGCUCAUCUGCCCCUCACCGACUUGAUCUGAACUCAUCUCAACUGCGAUAGUACCUACGUCUGUAACUACACCUAUCACCACAGCUAUCAUCGCCGCUCGCGUUAUCUCAGCAUGCCCUUCAGGACUACUCUUCACCGGCACCUCGAGCUACCUGUUUUGCUUCUUUCUCUUACAGUCUUUGCUCUUUGGUGCUCACUCUCGGACUCGAAUCAUCGCAUUCUUUCAGUGUUGGAUUCCCCUAGCCCCGGUGGACCUGGUCGCACGCUCAUCUGGCUUGGGAUAGUCAGCUUGUCUGCCGUGUUGAUCUGCUACCCUACGGUGACGAUCUCCCUAGCUGUUACGAUACUU
Molecule: messenger RNA, 894 nt
Organism: Myxozyma melibiosi
Lineage: Eukaryota; Fungi; Ascomycota; Lipomycetes; Lipomycetales; Lipomycetaceae
Exons: 5
Coding region: 95-571 (158 amino acids)
Source: RefSeq, a predicted model, not a curated record